AUGGAACAGUUUACAGUCCUGUGGCUGUUAUUCGCCGUAAUCGUGGCGGGAAACUCGGCUGUCCUGGCGGGUCUUCUCCUGGGCAAAAGGCGAAAGUCUCGCAUGGAUUUCUUCAUCAAGCAGCUUGCUUUUGCAGAUUUACUGGUGGGACUGAUAUCGGUCUUGACAGAUAUCGUUUGGAGGACCACCGUAGCAUGGCACGCCGGUAACGUCGCCUGCAAGUUGAUAAGGUUCAUGCAAGCAGUAGUGACGUAUAGUUCGACCUACGUCUUAGUGGCUCUGUCCAUCGACAGAUACGAUGCCAUUACUCGACCCAUGAACUUCUCGGGGAGCUGGAGGCGAGCUCGAUUUUUAAUAUCUGCAGCUUGGGGUCUGUCCUUCCUAUUCAGCGUGCCCAUCAUCUUCCUUUACGAAGAGAAAUUAAUUCAGGGCACGACGCAGUGUUGGAUAGACCUAGGUUCUCCGGUUCAAUGGAGGGUUUACAUGAGUCUGGUCAGCGUCACGUUGUUCAUAGCACCGACGUUAAUAAUCGGCGGCUGUUACAUGGUCAUCGUGACGACAAUUUGGUCGCAAAGUGGAGCCUUGCGACAGGGCCCGGUUAAGGACACGAGAAGAGCGUCCUCGAGGGGCCUGAUACCCAGGGCGAAGAUCAAGACCGUCAAGAUGACGUUUGUCAUAGUUUUCGUAUUUGUCCUCUGUUGGAGCCCCUACAUCGUCUUCGACCUCCUGCAGGUGUACGGACACGUUCCCAAGACGCAGACCAACAUCGCCGUGGCCACCUUCAUCCAAAGUCUGGCACCAUUAAAUUCGGCUGCGAAUCCCAUCAUCUACUGCCUCUUCAGCACGCCUUUCUGUAAAACAAUACGGAACAUGCAGGCGAUCUCCUGGUUUUCGGGAUGGUGCCCUGCGAAUCCACAUCACUGCUUUGGCACCAGUGGUCCUCGCAGCAGCACGAGGACCACAGUGACGACAUCUUUGACGGCACAUUCUUCCAGAAGAAGCGGAAACGUCACCGUCCACCAGCCAUCCUCCCGGAAAAGAGUGAUGGUGUCCCUAGUGUAA
Messenger RNA from Orussus abietinus, 1062 nucleotides. RefSeq names its product cardioacceleratory peptide receptor (gene CCAP-R). Gene Ontology annotation, biological process: G protein-coupled receptor signaling pathway. The transcript is spliced from 6 exons. NCBI's taxonomy places the organism in Eukaryota, Metazoa, Arthropoda, Insecta, Hymenoptera, Orussidae. The annotation marks the transcript as partial. The record is from RefSeq and is a predicted model, not a curated record. Gene Ontology annotation, molecular function: vasopressin receptor activity. Gene Ontology annotation, cellular component: membrane.